Pochonia chlamydosporia 170 is the source of this 1092-nucleotide messenger RNA. RefSeq names its product NAD dependent epimerase/dehydratase family protein. The record is from RefSeq and is a predicted model, not a curated record. Lineage: Eukaryota; Fungi; Ascomycota; Sordariomycetes; Hypocreales; Clavicipitaceae. Gene Ontology annotation, molecular function: oxidoreductase activity, acting on the CH-OH group of donors, NAD or NADP as acceptor. The transcript has a single exon. Bases 1 to 1092 code for a protein of 363 amino acids.
AUGUCUUCAGUCCCAACAGGAGGCUUGAUUCUCGUUACCGGCGCCACUGGUUAUAUUGCUAGCGUAAUCAUCCAUGUCUUCCUACAGCGCGGAUAUGCCGUCCGGGGUACGGUACGAUCCAUUGCCUCAAGUGGUUGGAUGAAAGCCUACUUCGGUUCCAACUUCGAACUUGUUGAGGUAGCCGAUAUCUAUGCCCCUGGCGCGUUUCAAGAAGCCAUGAAAGGCAUCGAUGGUGUAGCCCACGUGGCUAUGGAUAUGGAUAUGAACCCAAAAAAUCAGGGUAUUAUUGGAAAAACUAUUCAAUCCAAUCUACGGCUUCUUGAGGCUGCAGCAAACGAAGGCAGCGUCAAGAGCGUGGUUAUAACGUCUUCGCUCGCCGCCUGCGCAAUUCCCACGACCGGCACGCCAUACACAAUUAACCCAAGUACGUGGAAUAAUGUUGCAAUUGAACAAACUACUCAGCCAUGGAAUGGUGAGGGCAACCCUCGUUGGCAUGGAAUCAAGCUCUAUGGUGCGGCCAAGGCCCGCGGCGAACAAGAAGCCUUUGCAUGGGUACAAAAGAAUAAUCCUCGGUUUUCUUUCAACACAGUUGUACCCAAUGUAAACUUUGGCAUAGCUAUGUCGCCAGAGCACCUGAGCUAUCGCAGCACCUCGGCCGUUAUCGAUGCCGUUGUUAAAGGUUACCCAGCUGCGCCAUCAGUGUUGCCGCCACAGUGGUACGUCGAUGUGGAAGAUACAGCAUUGUUGCACCUGGCAGCGUUGACACUUGACGACGUGAACAAUGAACGGCUCCUGGCCUUUGCCGGGAAAUACUCAUGGACACAGAUUCUUGAGAUUCUGCACAGACGCUUUCCAGAACAGAUCCUGCUAAAGUCUGUCGAAGAGUCUGUGGUGGAUGCUGGGGAAGUGGACAAUGAGCGCUGUAUCGAAGUGCUGAAGAAAAUGGGCAAGGACACAGGUUUUACGGCCUUGGAAGAUACUCUUGUCAAGGCGGUUGAUGUAAUCCUUAUGAACCAGUCCAAAGCUGUGCCCAAGACUAAGAUAGACUUGUAUUACGAGUCCCUCGCUGGGCCGUCGAACAUUCAUAGUUAG